Molecule: messenger RNA, 4644 nt
Organism: Diversispora eburnea
Lineage: Eukaryota; Fungi; Glomeromycota; Glomeromycetes; Diversisporales; Diversisporaceae
Source: the annotation of a GenBank genome assembly
AUGGAAGAAACUUUCGGGACGUUCAAUAGUCAACCAAUAGAUGAAAAAUUACUUGUACAGGAAUUAAAAAAACCUCACCCUUUAGAUGGACUUAUCAAAUUAAUCAGAGUACUAUGUGAAAUUGUAAUGAAUUACGCAUUCUCUGAUAUGACAGAAAUAUGGUCUUGUAUUAGUGAAUUACUUUCACCUGAUAAACCCGUUGAAGCAAGGACAGUUGCAUUUCAAUUCAUGAUCUCUUGCAUUAAAGGUCAACAUGUUGACAAUUUGGGUUUUUUGAGAGUAAUAUUUUAUGAUUGUAUAAAAUCUCAUAAUAUUCCUGAAGAUUUUGAGAUUAAAUUAUUAGCGUUAAGACAACUCUGUAACGAUGGUAGAGACAUUUCAUCUUUCGAAAAAAAUUUAGUGAAAUUACUCUCUAAAUGGGUCAACGAAACAGUACAAAAUCUUGAAGAUAAUAAUAUAGAAGAAACUUCACAAGAAGCAAAUAAUAUUCCAAUAUCAUCCCCAUCAAUACCUAACAUUGAAUCCAUAUUAGAAAUUAUAAAAUUAGAUUUUAGAUCUCAAUCCAAUUUUCCAUCAAGGUUACAAUCUGUAGUUAGUCUUUUGAAUAAUGUAGUAAAAUUUAAUUUUGCACAAUUUGAAGAAAAUGAUAUUAUUAAACUUAUUGAAGAUAUUUCAAUAGCUUGUAAAAAAUCAAAAAAUGUUUCAGAUAUAAUAUGUUGUCUUGACUUUUGGGAUAUUGUAUUACGUUUUGGUUAUGUACCAACAAAUUCUUUAAAGUCAUAUAUAGAAGUUCUGGUACUUUGUUAUAAGAUUAAUCCGAUUAAUCAAGAUGAUAAAGUUUCACAAACCAGUUGGCGCAUAAUUCAUAAUCUUUUAAAGAGUCAUUGUGCGUAUAGUACUAUCAAAAUUUUAUGUAAUAAUUUAGAGAAUUCUGAAGUUGUUACUUCAGAAAUAACGACAAUUUUACAAGGAUCUGCUAUGAUUUUGGGAUGUGCAAUAUGGGGAAACGAGAGGAUUGAUUCUCUAUCACAUACUUAUUAUAUUGUUCUUUCUGCAAUGAAUAAAGCAACCAAGAACUAUAAAGAUAUUAAAGUUCAUUUAGAGAUUUUGACAAAAAUUAAUGAUCUCGUUACAAAUUAUAUAAAAAAAAUUACAUCUUUAGAAUGGGAAAUAAUAUUAGAUAUUUUAGAUAAUACUCGUUAUCAUUUAAUAGAGAAUAAAGACAUUUAUGGAUUAGAUAAGAAAAUAUUGGAUGAUUUGGUAGAGAUAAAUUUAGAUUUAACUGAUUUAACUGAAGUUUCAGAAUUUAUUAUCUCUUAUCGAAAACUGAUAUUCCAAAUUCAAUCAUUUCACAUUUCUUCUUCAUUUGAAGGUCCUGAUUCACGUUUCAUUGAUCUUAUUCAAAAACUUAGAGAUUAUGUUUCAGAAAAUACUAUUAUUAUGCUUCUUGACUAUUAUGAUUCUGAGAAUGCAUUAUAUCCUUCUUCCCCAGAUUGGCUUGUAAUGUUAGUAGAUGUAGUUAACACAUUCUUUAUCAAGAAAUCAACUUUCAAAAUUCGUCGAAGAGUUUUAAAAAUGGCAAUCGACGUUUAUGAAAUUACGAAAGAUAUUUAUUUAGAUCAAUUAAUUGAAGCUGUCAUCUUGCCAAUGCUUACAAAGUUACCGGAAGAAAAUGAUAAAGAUAUAUUAACCUACUUAAUGGAUUUUUUGAUUACUGCACUUAAGGAAGCACCAAUGCGAUGGUUUUCUACUUUAUUUAAAAUCCUUACACAAUGUUGCAAAUGCAUUUGUGUUUUUGAUCAACAAAACUCACCUUCCCAUUCAGAAAUAUGCAAAUAUGUUAUUUCCACUGUAGGUCUUAUAACUAUAUUUCAGCAUCUUUUAUACAAAUCAGAUUCUUCAGAGCAAGGCACUGAGGUUUACAUGGAAAUCAUAAAAAUUCUUGGAGAUAUUUCAGCUCCCGUGGUUUGUCGUCUUUCAUUGUUGCAAUUUAUGGUUAGAAUGAGAGCCGAUAAUGAUCACCGAAUAUAUUUCGUCAAGGAAAUUGAGAAAAUUGAGCGAAAGGGUAGUUUGAAAGAGACUUACGAACUUCUAUGGCAAAUACCUGAAAAUUUACAGUUUGAAAUAUUUGCUCUUCGUCCAAGUCCUUAUAUCCUUAGUUACGGAUCUUCCCAAUUAGAUUGUGACGAACCUAAUAAAUGUGAAAAUUCGAUUAUUAACUCAUACACUGAGAAUCCUCAAAAGUUCACCGUGUUACCAUUAGCCGAAUAUUCGAAAUGUCUCACUGAUAUUCUCACGAAUGAAAAAGAUUGGGAGAUAUAUUCCUAUGUACUUUAUCAUAUUCCAUCCCAAUUAAGUAAACAACAUUUAUUUUGUGCCACAUCUAAACAAAUCCUGGAUUUGAGAAUGUUCUUAUGUCUUUGGAUCAAGAAUAAUCGAUUGGCGGAAGGCGUUCAGCUUCCAUCUAAUAUAAAGAAAGUUGAUAUAUAUGUGGUAGCUUACCAAACAUUAACUGUUCUUAUCAGCUAUCAUAAUCUAUUCAAUAAAACCCAAGGAGACGAACUUGUAAUGACUUUCCUUGCCGGUUUACAAAAAUGGACACAUAGUGCAAAAACAUGUGUGCAUGCUCUCUAUAUUUGUUUAUUUGAGCUGCCACUUUCAGCGACAAAGAUGCUUCCGGAUAUAAUUAAUUAUUUAUCAAAAAUAAUUACAUCUGCCACAAUGAGUGUUCAUAUUUUAGAAUUCCUUUCCGGAUUAGCUAGACUUCCUGAUUUGUAUGUUAAUUUCACAGAGGCCGAUUUUAAACGUGUAUUUGGUAUUGCGAUGCAAUAUAUCCAAUAUAGUCAUGCAGAAAAGAAAUCGUCAAGUUCUAGUGGGAAUGCUGCUCAAAGUACAGAUGCUUUGUUCCAAUAUGAAAGGAUGAUGGCAUAUCAUGUUAUAUAUAUUUGGUUUAUGUCCCUUCGACUCUCGGAUCGUCCAAAAUAUGUUCCUUUCAUUAUUCAUGGUCUCCUGGUUGCGAAUGAUUGUGCACAACAAGUUGAUGAACAAACCGAGACGUGCUUUGACAUGUUGGCACGUUUUUCGUUUUCAAACUGUGUGCUCAAAUCGGAACAAUCAUUUAUCAAUCAAGUUUUAUUGGAACACGGGAAUAAUAAAGCUAAAUCUCGUACCUGGAUUCAAGGGAAUGCAUUAUUGACGAUACGAACAAUGAAAUCACUUGGAUGGGCAGAAAUUAUAAUCCGUCGACCUUCUGGAAAGGCUUCAUUUUUAUGUAAGCUUGAAAGUCAUAUUAAGUUGGAAGAUGUUGAUCCAGUGACACUUUCUGCAACCUUGAUGACACAUUAUAAUCCUGAUUCAUAUAACGUUAUAUCACUCCCUGAAACUGUCGAAAAUUUAAUUUCUCAACAUUCAGAAACCUCAGAUGUAGUUAGAGAAUCCCCAAGAAACAACAUAGGUAAUUUAAAAACAAAUAACGAAGAUUUAAAAAAUAAUGAUAAAUACACUGGCAAAUCUACUGCCAUUAAAUCGAAUGAAAAUAAUGAAAAUAAUGAAAAUCAAAAUGGUAAUGAACCAUCUGUUCAAAAAUUGUCAACUCGUCAACAACAAGUUUUGGAGGAUAUUUUUACCCCUAAUCUAUUAAAUGAAAAAGCCAAUAUACAUCGUAAAGACGAACCACAUGUCGAUCCAAGUUUUUUGUUCCUUCAAUUUGCUCCAUAUCCUUAUCUCUUAUCAAGGGAAGUUCCCAUACCAUUACCAGAUGACGGUAGUACGACUCGUGCACUCUCAAUGUUGGAUUUUGCUCAAGUUGUCGACUUUCACAAAAUUGGCGUAUUAUAUGUUGGGAAGGAUCAAACUACUGAGAUCGAAAUUUUGUCAAAUAUUCAUGGUUCACAAGAUUACAUUGAUUUCUUGAAUAAAUUAGGAAGCUUAGUACGAUUAAAAGAUUGUAAACGUAUAUAUACUGGAGGUCUUGAUACACAAUUAGAUUCAGAUGGAGAAUAUGCUUAUUAUUGGGAGGAUGAUAUUACUCAAGUUAUAUUUCAUUGUGCUACUUUAAUGCCAACAAAUUUAAAUAAUGAUCCACAUUGUAGUUUAAAAAAACGUCACAUAGGAAAUGAUUUCGUUACAAUUGUUUUUAAUGAAUCUGGACACAAUUAUAAGUUUGAUACGAUACCAAGUCAUUUCAAUUAUAUCAAUAUUGUAAUUUCUCCACAUUCUCAAAGACACCUCUCACAACCUCUUAAUUCACCCACAAACAAUACUUACACUUUCUAUAAAGUUACUAUGCAACGUCGUACCGAUAUGCCAGAAAUUGGACCCAUUACGGAAUUUAAAAUGAUAUCGGCCUCAGCUUUAUCAGCAUUUGUUUUAGCAAUAGCAUUACAUGCAAAUAUAUUUUCACAAGUAUUUCUACAAAGUGGCGGAUCAAAAAAAGUUGAAUAUGUAACAAAUUGGAGAGAUCGUCUAAGGCAGAUCAAGAGAUUAAAAGAACGAUUCAAAUCGACAAAUAAUUCGAAUACCAAUUCUGGAAAUGUUGGUAAUGAAAAACAACAGACAAUAACAAUUAAUACAGGCGAAAAUCAAUUGGAAUCUAAUACGAUAUUAAGUUUGGAGCCUGUUCUUGAUUUUACCAGAUACACUUGA